AUGGGUGCCGACGAAGAGCCCACCCGCGACGAAGCCGGCGCCGUCAAGUUCGGGCCCAAGACCUUGAAGGAAACCCUCAAAGAACUCGAUGCCAUCAACAAGUCGAUCAUCAAGCUUGACGAGGAGAACGAUCCAUUCGAUGGCCUCCGCAAGACGCUCUUCAGGUUCCUGAUGAUCCACGAAUACUCAGUUGACGAGCCCUUGGACAACACAGUGAAAUUACCCGCAGUCCCCACGGAGCUCAUCAGUGAAAUCGGCGUCCACCUCAGCAGCCGCGACCUACAGACGCUGCGGUACACCAGCAAGCGGUUCCGGUACGGGGUGAAGACGAUCUUCGGCAAGGAGCUCGUGAACGCGCAGACGGUGUUCCCGACAUAUGUAAGUGUAGCUUCUUUCCUGGCGUUGCUGCGUUGUGAGUCUUUCUUCCCGGGCAUGGUGGAUACGGUCACGCUGGUGGGCGAGGCGCCGCGCAUCCACGAGCACGGGUCCGACUGGGCGUGGGAGCGGCUCGAGGAUAGCGAGCGUGCGGUGGUGACGCCCGGCGAUAGAAUGCUCCAGCGCGGUAUCAACGCUGCGCAUGCGGCGUGGUGCAGUGUCAACGACGACUUUUGCUACUCUGGCGGAUACCGCAUCUUACUUACCAUGAUGCUUUCGCGCCUCCCCAACCUCAAGACUAUCAAGAUCCGCAAGUUGAGGGCUGGUGAACACGUUCCCGAUGUCGAUGGCAUGGAUGCGCUGCCGGACUUGUCCUUCUACCGCCCCAAGCUGCCUGUCAACGACAUCUUCUACGGCGACUGGCAGUACGACACGGUGCACAAGCGCGUUACUGUCUACACGGAUGAGUACGGCGAGGAGAUUGUCGAGGCCGGUGCGGGACCCCAGGCUAGCUUCAUCGACGAUGUGGUUGCUGCCAUGGGGAACGCGCGUACGAGUGCUGUGCUUGAGAGCAUUGUUUGA
Molecule: messenger RNA, 957 nt
Organism: Exserohilum turcica Et28A
Lineage: Eukaryota; Fungi; Ascomycota; Dothideomycetes; Pleosporales; Pleosporaceae
Exons: 5
Coding region: 1-957 (318 amino acids)
Molecular function (GO): protein binding
Source: RefSeq, a predicted model, not a curated record